GACCACAAGCGUUUUGCGGAGCUUUUUCGUUGCUCCAAAUUUGUUCAGCUGGGCGAUUUCGAGGGACGCAUCGUCAUUGGUGAGGUGCCACAGCUGAAUGCAGUCAAAGCAAAUUAUUUCAGGAAAUAUGCUAUAGGAACCAAAGUGCUUCUACGCCUACACGAUCCGGAGCUUUCGGAGCUAUUUUUGGGUUCGAAAACAGAGCUCACCUUACUGGAAGCAGAUGCUACAAUCUUGGGACUGUACAGUACUCAUAGCGAUAGAUCAAGGAAAGCAGCUUCUCUAACUGAUAUCGAAAAUGAAGCGAAUAGAAUCAGAGCUUCGACAUCCAGAGAUACCGGUGAACCGAAGGAACUGGCCGAGAAACGUAUCAAAGUGUGA
Gongylonema pulchrum is the source of this 381-nucleotide messenger RNA. NCBI's taxonomy places the organism in Eukaryota, Metazoa, Nematoda, Chromadorea, Rhabditida, Gongylonematidae. The record is from the annotation of a GenBank genome assembly.